GCCCGCGUGAUCAAAAAACCGUCAAAGACGUCAUCAAAAAGUUCACCAAUGAUUGUGUGAGUUUAACGGAGUGGGCGGUGCCUCCUGUCAUUCCGUAAUCUGAUUGGCUGUCGCGUCCUGACUGAGCUUUUUUAAAAAGAUGUUAUAAACACAGCGGCGCUUGACGAGGAGCAGCAGCAGGCUGAGGAGCGCCGCGAUUAUCGGUGAUGAGGGUCAGUGAGUUCGAUUCCUCUGAUGAAGAGGAUGGUGGUGAUGAAGAGUCUUACACUCCUCUACAGAUCUCCUGGUUGUCCUUGUCGGUGGUUGAGUGCUCACAGUUCCUCGGUAUUUGCUCUUUACCAGGAUGCAGAUAUAAAGACAUCAGGAGAAAUCUGGAGAAAGACGUGGGCGAGCUGUGUGCACAGGGUGUACAGGACGUGUUUGUGUUGUGUGAGAGGGCGGAGCUUGUGCGUUACAGAGUGCCGUGUUUGUUGGAGUGUUACACUCGGAGUGGACUCACUGUGCACCACCUGCCCUUCCCUGACGGCGGCGCUCCUGAGCUGCACCAGUGCACUCGCAUCCUGGACGAGCUGCAGCACUGCUUACGCACCCAGCGCCGCACCGUCAUCCAUUGUUAUGGAGGUCUGGGCCGCUCCGGACUCGUCGCUGCGUGUUUGCUGCUGCAGCUCUCCGUCUCCAUGACACCCGCUAAAGCCAUUGAGAUCCUGAGAGAGCUGAGAGGAGGUGGAGCCAUUCAAACUGUCAAACAAUACAACUUCCUGCAUGAGUUUCGGGAGAAGUUUGCUGCUUAUCAGGAAACCAAAGAGUCCAGAAGCUCGGAGAGAUCUGUCUCCAGAUAGCCCCGCCCCCCACCUUUAACCAUAGUUUAAGAAAAGUGUCAUGUCUGGUCUCAAGCUGAUAUGAUCUUCACAUUCUGGGUUUUUCUGUUAAUAUUAUGGGAUAGAUUACAGCGUCGCUGUUCACCUGAAGUGGGGGGUGGGGUGCCAAUACUUUUUGAACUGCCCUGUACAGCAUGCUGGUGAUCGGUCAUCUGUGAAGUGGACAUUGUUUCCCUCUGAACAACAAAUUAGAUACAUUCAGCUUCUCUUUCACUCAGUGAAUACACACACACACACACACACACACACACACGGAGUUAAGAGAGAGAGUUAUGCGGUCUGCAGUGUGUAUAGAGCGCUGUGAUUUCUGCUGUAUUUGGGUUUGAUGUUAUUAAUAUAAAGCUUUGCACUGAUGAUUGAAGAAAUAAAAACAGUGAUUAGAUCUGAUGGACUUGAUCUGAGACAGUAUUUAAACAUGAGCCUGUGUAAGGAAGAGGAGGUGACUCUGGAACUGGUGAUGUUUUAACGUCAUAAAUAAAUAAAGCAGGUUCCUCACAGGGAUGUGGAUCAGAUCAGGAGUCAUAAAUAACAUCAACUUCUCAAGAGGCGUGUUUAAGAAGACUCAAGAACUUUAUUGUUCUUUCUUGUGGCUUACACACACACGUCUGAUGUAUGGUGUGUUCUCCUGCAGUGUGAGAUCAGUGUAGGAGUGUGUGUGUGUGUGUGUGUGGGGAUUAAUGCUGCACUCUUUUGUAUUCAGAAACA
Messenger RNA from Hemibagrus wyckioides, 1583 nucleotides. RefSeq names its product cyclin dependent kinase inhibitor 3 (gene cdkn3). Bases 207 to 839 code for a protein of 210 amino acids. NCBI's taxonomy places the organism in Eukaryota, Metazoa, Chordata, Actinopteri, Siluriformes, Bagridae. Gene Ontology annotation, molecular function: protein tyrosine phosphatase activity. Gene Ontology annotation, cellular component: nucleus. Gene Ontology annotation, biological process: protein dephosphorylation. The transcript is spliced from 8 exons. The record is from RefSeq and is a predicted model, not a curated record.